AAAAAUUACUAUAUUCAUGCUUGUAUUUAAUAUUGAUCAUUUGACAAACUCAACUAUUUUACUAUCAUCUUCUCAAACACUCAUCGCCAAACUGAGAGAGAGAGACUCUGAUGUUUGAUCUCAAUCUGAGCGUUGACUGCAACGGCAAGGCGGAUCAUCGCCACUCUCCGGCGACGUCCGUUUCUUCGAGAGAGACCGCCUCCAGCAACGACGGCGGGCUGGUGACGCGGGAGCUAUUCCCGUUGAAGAGUGACCCGGUGCAGGUGCAACCGAGGAAGAGCCGCAGGGGGCCCAGGUCGAGAAGCUCUCAAUACAGAGGUGUUACGUUUUAUAGAAGAACUGGCAGAUGGGAGUCACAUAUUUGGGAUUGUGGGAAACAAGUUUAUUUGGGUGGAUUUGACACUGCUCUUGCCGCUGCUAGAGCUUAUGAUAGAGCUGCAAUAAAAUUCCGGGGCGUGGAAGCCGACAUCAACUUCAAGCUCAGCGAUUACGAGGAAGAUAUGAAACAGACGAAGAAGUUGUCCAAGGAGGAGUUUGUGCAGAUACUGCGUCGACAUAGCACCGGAUUCUCCAGAGGAACCUCCAAAUACAGAGGCGUAACGCUUCACAAAUGCGGCCGUUGGGAGGCUCGAAUGGGCCAGUUUCUCGGCAAGAAGUAUAUAUAUCUUGGGCUAUUCGACAGUGAAGUAGAGGCAGCAAGGGCUUAUGAUAAGGCAGCUAUCAAGUGCAACGGUAGGGAAGCUGUCACUAACUUUGAGUCGAGCUCAUACCAUGCCGAGAUCAUACCAGAAUCAAGCUGUCUCGAUUUGAACUUGGGGAUUUCGACGUCUUCUCCCAAAGAGAUUCAGAGUUUUCAGUUCCAGCCUUACCAAGUUCAAAAGCUACAUGUUGCUGCUACGAGACCCGAGUUGGAUGGAUUUCCGGUGACAUCCCAACACCCUAUUCUGUUGCCGGCUCCAAAUUAUGAGGGAAGGGCGGGUCAUGGCAUGAGUUCUAGUUCAGAGGAAGUAGUGAAGUGGGCGUGGCGAAUGCAUCACGCAACACCAACUACUGCAGCAUCAUCAGGAUUCUCGUCACCUGUCUUCUCAAAUUCGACUCCGUCCCUCAACCUCUGCUUCUCGUCAAAUCACAGCAACGUCUACUCCUCGUCCCAGACCCCGCCACAUUAAAUUUUUCUUCACUACACCCUUUUGCUGUCAUUCUUUUCUUCAAAGGAAAUAUUGGAUACUUUGGUUUGUUAAUGGAGGUUUAGUAGUUGUUUCGUGAUGUUAGAAGAGCACUUCUACCCCUCCCCACUUUGUAUCAAAUAUAUUUCUUUUUCCUCGAUUUUGUAGAUGAGAAAUGUAUACUUAUUAUAGACAACAUUUCAUGAUCAAAUCACUCAUUAAGGGUUUGUAACCAAUAUUUGAAUUCACUAACAUUUCUUAUAA
Messenger RNA from Salvia hispanica, 1430 nucleotides. RefSeq names its product APETALA2-like protein 1. Gene Ontology annotation, biological process: regulation of DNA-templated transcription. NCBI's taxonomy places the organism in Eukaryota, Viridiplantae, Streptophyta, Magnoliopsida, Lamiales, Lamiaceae. Gene Ontology annotation, molecular function: DNA-binding transcription factor activity; DNA binding. The record is from RefSeq and is a predicted model, not a curated record.